ACAAACCGCAAACGACGGCGCGUCCGAAAAACGUAACGUGCCUCAAAAAACGAAAAAUACAAAGAUUUACUACUGGAGAUUUUGUGUGCAAAUUAGUGUCAAAAUGAACACAUUCUGCAGCAUCGCUUUACUCGCGCUGGUCGCUUGCAUCAACGCUGAUGUCUCUCAAUUGUCGCACACCUAUUUGCCACCAUCGGUGUCAUCAGCAUCACGCACAGUUACCUUCAAUGCAGCUACAGGCUAUUCGAGUGGUGGGGGCAGCCAUCACAGUUCUCACCGUUAUUCAGCACCAUCUGCUUUGCAUAGUGCUCCCGCUGUGCAAGUGGUUGGUUCCUCUUCACGAACAAGUGGCUAUACUGUACCAGCAGCACCAUCUCGUCAAUAUCUUGCGCCAGCCACAGUGCAACACGCUGCCCCGGCGCCCGUAUAUCGUGCACCUGCAACCUCAUAUCAUACUUCAUCCGUGAGCUAUAGUGCACCAGCUGCUCCGGCAGUUUCUUACCAUGCUCCAGCUGCCACUUAUAGUGCUCCCGUAGUUCAACAACGUGCUCCCGCUACCCAGUACCGUGCACCAGUGGUGUCGCAUAGUGUAUCGUCCGGUUAUUAUCGUGCCCCAGCUGCGAUCUAUAGAGCACCAGCUUCCGUGAGUCAGAGCGUAUCGUCGGGUUCUUAUAGAGCUCCUUACUCAUAUAGAGCUCCUGUUCAAACUCAUCAUGCUCCAGCGGUGCAGUAUCAUGCCCCUGCUGCGACUUAUAGUCGUCCAGUCGUUACCAGCUACCGUGCACCAGCUGCUACUUACAGUGCGCCCACCAUCUCUUACAGCGCUCCAGCCAUUUCUUCAUCUAGUAUUUCAACUGGGUCUUAUCGUGCGCCAGCAGCCACUUAUAGUUCACCUGCGAUCUCUUACAGUGCACCAGCCACCUCCGUAUUGACUUCAUCCUCCAGUCUCGGUACACAGUAUGCGGCAAAUGGUGGUUAUAUUUAUUAAAUUAACUUUCUGAAUUUCUUUCCUUUAUGCAAUUUUGUCUUCUUUCCCAUUUGUUCAA
Molecule: messenger RNA, 1046 nt
Organism: Anastrepha ludens (Mexican fruit fly)
Lineage: Eukaryota; Metazoa; Arthropoda; Insecta; Diptera; Tephritidae
Product: cuticle protein 16.5-like
Exons: 2
Coding region: 104-988 (294 amino acids)
Biological process (GO): positive regulation of transcription by RNA polymerase II
Cellular component (GO): RNA polymerase II transcription regulator complex
Molecular function (GO): transcription coactivator activity
Source: RefSeq, a predicted model, not a curated record